This is a messenger RNA of Gymnogyps californianus (California condor), 6101 nucleotides long. RefSeq names its product terminal nucleotidyltransferase 5C (gene TENT5C). The transcript is spliced from 2 exons. Bases 58 to 1230 code for a protein of 390 amino acids. Gene Ontology annotation, molecular function: poly(A) RNA polymerase activity; RNA binding. Gene Ontology annotation, biological process: mRNA stabilization. The record is from RefSeq and is a predicted model, not a curated record. NCBI's taxonomy places the organism in Eukaryota, Metazoa, Chordata, Aves, Accipitriformes, Cathartidae.
CUCGGGGUGCGCGGCGCGGCUGAGCUGACCGUUUCUUUGGAGAAGAAAAACUGUAAGAUGGCAGGCAAAGGAAGUAACACAGACUGCAUGUCAUGCAGUGUACUGAACUGGGAGCAGGUCAGCCGUCUGCAUGAGGUUCUUACAGAGGUGGUUCCGAUCCAUGGACGAGGUAACUUCCCAACGCUGAAGAUAACUCUGAAGGACAUUGUUCAGACUGUUCGGAGUAGGCUGAAUGAAGCAGGCAUUGUGGUACAUGAUGUCCGUCUGAAUGGCUCUGCAGCUGGUCAUGUCCUGGUCAAGGAUAAUGGGCUGGGAUGCAAAGACCUGGAUCUCAUUUUUCAAGUUUCUCUUCCAAGUGAGGCAGAGUUUCAGUUAGUUCGAGAUGUGGUGUUGCGAUCCCUCUUGAAUUUCUUGCCAGAAGGAGUAAGCAAGCUAAAAAUUAGUCCAGUAACACUGAAGGAAGCGUACAUCCAGAAGCUAGUCAAAGUGUACACAGAGUCUGACCGCUGGAGCUUGAUAUCACUUUCCAACAAACAUGGCAGGAAUGUGGAGCUGAAGUUUGUAGACUGUAUACGGCGACAGUUUGAGUUCAGUGUGGACUCCUUCCAAAUCAUACUGGACUCCCUGCUCUUUUACUAUGACUACUCAGAAACCCCCAUGUCGGAGCACUUCCAUCCAACUGUGAUUGGGGAGAGCAUGUAUGGAGACUUUGAAGCAGCUUUUGAUCACCUCCAGAACAAGCUGAUAGCUACCAAAAAUCCUGAAGAGAUCCGAGGUGGUGGGCUUCUGAAGUAUAGUAACCUCUUAGUACGAGACUUCAGGCCCAUGGAUAAGGAUGAGAUCAAAACAUUAGAGCGCUACAUGUGCUCCCGAUUCUUCAUAGACUUCCCAGACAUCCUGGAUCAGCAGCGCAAACUAGAGACCUACCUCCAGAACCACUUCUCCAAAGAAGAGAGGAGCAAAUACGACUACCUCAUGAUUCUGCGCAGGGUGGUGAAUGAGAGCACAGUCUGUCUCAUGGGACAUGAGCGAAGGCAGACUCUCAACUUGAUUUCUCUGCUAGCACUCAAAGUACUGGCAGAACAAAACAUCAUCCCUAAUGCCACUAAUGUUACCUGUUACUACCAGCCAGCACCUUAUGUUAGUGAUGUAAACUUCAGCAACUACUAUCUUGCAAAUGCUCCUGUGCCGUACAGCCAGUCCUACCCCACUUGGUUGCCUUGCAAUUGAUUGUUUCACUUGAGUGUUCUUGAGUGGAGGCUACUGAAGGCCAAGAUGCUGAGUGUAUAUAGACCAGAAAUAACUGUCAGUUGGAGGUUUUCUAAUGGAAACAUGACUGCAUCGGACUGUCCAUUUCCUGGUGUGCAGUAGGAAUAUGCAACCAGGUGACCUGCUAUGAACCUUUGAGUACAUCUCUACAAAUGCCAAGAAGCCUUAUUACUCCUUCAUUAGGAGAAGAGAACCAGCAGCCAAAUGUUAAGAGAAGUAGUUACAAAACUCUCUGUACUAGUUCUGGAAGUGGCUAUUAACAUGUGAUCUAAGUGGAGUAUUCAGUAAAUUGGGUUAGUUAAUAGAGGAAAGACUGUAAAAUGCUUGAGUGGAGCAGAAGCCACUCCUGGAGUAGCAACAAAACUCUGCUUUCUAUUGCCUAACCUCAUUACUCUACACUUCCUCAGUUCAAGUUCUGGCCAACUUUCUAUUGAACUAAUUGUGCAAGAGUGGGCUUGUGUCGUGCUUGGGCUGCUUCUACUUUCUGGCUGUGUAGAACUGAUAAGAGUAUGGAUACUGUCUGUCUUGUAGAGGGCCUAAAUGUUUCCUGUAGUACUUAGGGAUAUAUGGUCCUGCCUCAAGUUCAAGAUUAACUUCUUGGAAGUUGAAGAUGGAUUAGUAAGUCUAUCUCUAAAGCAUAAGCUGGCUAAAUUUUUCUUGAGCACAAAAAUUUGGAAGGUGGCACCUCUAAACAUGCACCAAAACACAAUCUAAAACUUGCUAAUGUGAAAAGUCCUUGAAAUGAGGAAUUGAAGCCUUAAAUAGAAUUGUAACCACAGUUUGAAUAGUUAGGAUGGAAAAACACUGUUAAGUCCAGGCUCAAGAUAAAGCCUUUUUGACUGUAUCUUUCAAAACAAUUAUUGGCACAGUUGGAAAGUAGUGCAGCUCUUACACUGAGGUUUGGCCCAACUUUAUUCCUCAUAGGUCCACAGCAAGAAAAAAAAAACAAACAAAAAAAAACCCCACUGUAAGUUGCAGGAUGACAUGCAUUCCUGCCACAGUAUAGAUUCCUAAAGUGCCUCCUAAAAUGAAUUUCUUCUUGUACAACUUCAGGCAGGUCCUGAAGGCUUGUCUUUCUGUCACCACUUAAGAGUUGAGUUUACUAGUUUAUCACUAUCACCUGGUCACUGUAUGAGAUGGUAUUUUGAGUGGUUAGAGUCAAAUUCUUCCUUUUUACUGGUCUUAACCCUCACUUGAAGAGGUAUAUAAACCCUAAGCAGAGCUCUCCACAGAGGGUGUAUGUGGUGAAAGUCUGCCCCUGUUUUCAGAAUAGCCUCUGGAAGAGUAUGUACUCCCUUGGAGGUACAGGAGGCUGACCUUCCUAAAGGGUAUGUGCUGAACUUGCUGCUUUGAAACUCCUGUGCUUUAUAAGGAAGGUUAAAAAUUCCCCAGUUAUUCAUAUAGCGGUGUUAGAAACUGGUAUAUUAGCUGGAUGAUUUUCACUGAAUUGCAAUAGUAAAAUAUGUAUAGCAAAUGAUCUUGAGUUUCCUUUGCUUAACUGGAGAAGUAGACUAGAAAGGCAAAUCUUAGAGCUAUUUAAUAUGUACUGGUGCACUGUUUAAGAAUACUUGUUUGCUAAACCUUUUUUAUGACUUCUAGCUGUCUCUGCAAGCUUGAGACCAAAGUGCCUGAUCAAACAAAUGAUUUUAGCUUAGAAGGUGAAGCAGAAAGCAGGUGAAACACCAAUGUAUGGUUGCUGUUCAAGGUGGAAAACAGUAGCAGUGCAGCACUUAAGUGGCAGGAAAAAACUGCCUGUUCCUCAUAGGACCAAAAACUUCUAGUUACAUUGCAAGUUCUCUCACUUUUCAUAACUACUUCAUAAAGACUGCCUCAAAGCAGUGAGGCUACUCUUUUGUUCAGACUUCUUCAUUUAGCUUAAGAAGGCAGGGAGGGAUACAAUCUAGAAAGCAGACUGUAGCCAAGCAUGCUUUAGCUUAAUUUUUUUGAACAGCCUUGUAAACAACAUCAGUAGCAAACAGACAAAUAAUUUGGUGUCUUCUGUUGUGGUUUUUUUCAUUAAAGGCUUCCUGAGUAGUCAGCCGAAGUAGCUAAACUUGAAAGUGAACCCAGCCUUUUUCACUAACUGUGGCUUGGACUUGAUGUAGCUUACAGACAAGGCAUCUCUCACCCAAGACUUUGACUAUUUGGAAGGCUUUUUAAAAACUAGUAUGAUGCCAGUGUUGUCGUGUGUUAAACUUAGUGCAAGCUUACUGCUGGAAUGCAAACCUAGGCAUGAAUAACAUCUGCAUGUAAGGUAAUACUUGGCCUAGUAUAGAGUAUCACUAGAAAGAAGGAAGUCUUUUGCUUAGGAGUUUGUAAUUGCUAUCAUCUCUUAAAUAGCUGUUUUUAAAGUCAACCUGAGCUAUACUCAUUGCAGAAGUAAACCAUUGCUUAGAGGAACAUUAUUUGAUUUGCAUAUCAAAUAGCUUAGACUCAUAUACCUGUCUUGUGCGAUCUCAUGGCUGAUCUUUAGAAACUGUUCUGUGCAUCGGCUUGUGUGGAUGAAGUGGUCAGAUGCUUAGGAGGAGUCCUCACAAGCUUGAAACAAACAGACUUAUGUUUUGCUAGUCUUUGAAUGCCUUGACUGCUGAACAUCAGGCCAGGUGCAUCUGUUGGAAAAGGAAGUGCUAGAAAGAAGGCUCUAACGGAUCCCUACUGAGAUAGAGCUAUGGAGAACUUAAGCUUCCUGCCACAAAUAUUGUGCUUUUGCUCAUGUAACCUGUUGCUGAGGCCUCUAAGGAAGUUUUACGUUGAAUGGCUGCUCUCUGAACAGCUGGCUCCUGGGUUUGAGCUUUGCAGGACUGCUGUGUUCCCUGUGUUCCCUUUUAAGUUGCUCUGGCAUAUUAGAAAUAUUGAUGCUUUGUAGCCUGGACGCUGGAUGUUAAGCUCUUGAAUAGUUAAACGGUAUCCUGAAGCUGCACACUACCUACUGCAUUGGCCCUACUGUAUAAGGGAUUGCUGGGACACUGUUGGUCUCAUUGCCUUCAAAAUAAUCCUGGCUUGGCAGGUAAAGCUGGAAUACUCAGUAGCUUUUCAUCACUGUUGCAAGCAGUCUACCCCUUUCUGUUUCAAGUUGUCCUAGCAGCCUGAUGUUGCAUGUGGCAGUGGCUUAAUUUGAUGUGUGCUAGCUGGUUUGAGCUGAGGUUUAUGGUGGCCCUUGUAGCAAGGAGUAACAUGAGAAUGAGCACUAGGUAAAAGUUAAAAGUGAUGACCCUAGGCCAAGUCUAGGCUGCCUGCUUGGUUCAGUCUCCCUUCAGUACUUAAUGAUGCCUCUGCAAACCUGCUCAAUCCUCUGUUACUCACUUGUGUCAAGUGGAGGUUAGAGAAAGACUACUGUACUUCAGACUAUACCCUAACACAUUCCCUCUGGGCAGUGGCAUCAAAACAAAGCUGCAGUAACACUAGACUGCAGAUCUUGUAUCAGUGCAUCAUUCCUCAGGAUUAGGCUUCUAGUAAACUAGACUGUGCAGUUAAAAUAGCUGUUUUCUUCCUGUAGCUUAAACUCUGCUGGGCUAAGCCAGUCUGAGAUUAAGCAUCUGUUAAUAUUUAUUGCCAAGUCUCCCUUGACUUACAGUUUAUUGGUGUGACUUCCUCAUUGUAAGAUAGCAUCUUUAUCAAAUAAAAAUAAUCUACCAAGGAGACCUAGUAGUAGACUGCAUUUUAGUCACUUUGGUAAAAUCCCUAUGCUGAUCCAUGGUCCUUCUGAAAAGUUGUAAGGUAAAGCAUACUUCAUGCUCCCUCAGCUCAAGAUUUAAUUGCUGCUGUGUUUGUCCUCAGCUAAUUCAGUCAGUCACUAAGCUGGAGGUUGAAGACUGCUGCUUGCUUUUAAGUAACCAUUUUUCAAAAGAUCCUCACACUUUAACAUUAAUAAUCUUGUCUACAAAGCAGUAGGUGGUAUUUAAAUCUAGUCCAAAUACCUAAAGCUUUUUAUUGAAACUUAAAGACCCAUAUUUUGGGAUUGAGUUCUGGGGUUAAGCAUUUGGUAUAUUUUAUGCCUAGGCUUUGUGGGUUUCUGAUCACUAGAAUAACUACUAAUGUUGGUAGUGAUCUCUGCUUAUCACUAUAUGAGUGCUUGGGAAAAGGCCUCUUAGAAGAGAACUCAGACAAAUUGCUUCAAUUCUAAGCUGUCAGUGUACUGAUGGUACUUGUUUACUAUCCCUCUUGCUCAACUCAUUCAAUCAGGGUGCCAUAAUUGUUAGGCACAGGAAUAAGCAAUAAGUUGACCAUAGUCACUGGCAACUUGGUCUGAUUUGGGCAUUGGGAGAGCCAAAUCAAUAGUAAUACUUCUAGCCUUUGCAUCUAAGUCUUACUCAACCAUUUGUUAAAUAUGGUGAAGUGUAUUUCAUAUAUGUUCUUUAAUUUCAAUAAAGCUAGUUAUAAGGUGGGAUGCUGGGCUGUAGUUGUAGAAGCUUUGCGGGGAAUGGUUGGAGCACUCUGUUUUUUCUCACUUGUAUUGGAAGAGAAGGCCACUCACUGUAGUGUCUGGAUUGGGCUUGUCUCUUUCUGAUUAAAAUUGCACUUUCUGUUGAAAUUUAGAAGGCCUUUUUUCUAUGUUUAUCUCUCAUUAUUUUUUGCUAUUAAAAGAAGUCAGCUCUUGGAAAAUCUGUCUCAUACCUCUUUGGAAGAAGUGAGUCUUUUUUUUUUUUUUUUUUAAGCUGGCAAAACAAGGUACCAGAAAUAUUUGGAUUUGUGAUGAGCCCAAAUGUGAGAUUGGUCACAGUAACUUUGUCUACUGUUCUGCACUGUGGUGUUCACUUGUCAUUCUUGGAAAUUGGAUUUUGGACCUUCAUGAUUCUGAAAUUCUUGUGCAAAUAAACUUAUGCUAAACAUUG